CUCGCGCCGGUAAUGGUUCCACAACGGAGAACGAACGCUUGUGGUUUUUUGAAUAUUUGAGAAAAAAAGAAAUAAAAAGGUCUAAAUAAAAAUAAAAGUGGUCUAUGGAAAGGCUGCGGCGGCAACGAAUGUGUAAUAUAAACAAGUGAAAGUGUGGAAGAGAGCACAUUUGAAGAAAGCUUUCAAAAUAUGAAGCAACAAGCGGGAGUAUUUCAAAUACUUGACCACCAGUAGUUGUUAGUGUAAAAAUAUUUCAGUGCAAUUUUUCCCAAGCGACGAGCAGAAAAACAUUAAUCCACCAGCUGCUCUCAAGCGAGUCUAACUCUCAGCUUUUUUCGGGUUUUUGUUUAUUUUGAAGUGCGAAUGCGUGUACAUACAUCAUAUCAAUUAGUGUGGCAAUUAGCCGUUUAAUCAGCGCUUAGAUAGUGCACAGUAUUAAUUGCCACUGAUAACGGUAUAUAUGUAUGUACAUAUGUAUAUGGCUAUAAUCAUCAAUAUAUUUUCGGCAUGAAAUAAUUUUCAGUAGCAAAAAAAAAACGAAUUAUCUGUGAACGCGUAUUUAUGGAAGCUAGCAUGAUUCAUGGCAAAAGGCAUUCAAAGGCAGACUUUUGAAAUUCGACUAACAAGUGAUACAUCGUCUUUGAGAAAAAUAAUUAAUCACUAUAUAAUUAAUAAAGAAUAAUGUGAGCUGAAAUUUCUGAAAACCUUUCAAAUGCAUUGAAAUGCGUUGCUCAUACGCCCCACCCAACCAGCGGCAUACAUAUGAUAAAUUACCAACAGCAGCGAAGGCAUAAAAACUACAAAAAGUGAUUGAGUGUUAUCUAUAUUGGCUAUAGGCCACAGCAUACACCUGUAAUACCAGUUCAAAGAGUGAUUGCAAAUUAUUCAAGUAUUAUUUAAGCGCAACAGCGCCAACUAAUGAAAUGAAGCUAAUUUGUGCAAGUGCGUGAGUGUGGCUUAAACGUAAUUAAAUAAAAAUAGGUGCAUAAAAAAUACAAACAACAAAUUUUAUACGAAACAACAAUAACAACAAACAGUUUAAACGUCUAGCAAUCGACAGCAUGACCGAGAACCAGGAUAAACACGCCGUCAGCAGUGGCGACAGCACCGAAAUUGCCAGCAGUCACAAUAACAACGCACAAGGCCAGAGCACAACUGUCGGCGGUGAUGGCAACAACAUCAAACCGAAGGAUAAGAAAAAUGACAGCGAAACGACAGUCGCGCUGGCGGAUACGCAACAUGAAUGCGAAAAGGAUAAAGCGCCACAUGACAGAUGCGCUCACAAGGAUGAGUUCGGCACGCAACGUGUGUACAAGAAGACUUCACCCAACUGUGUGCUCACACUCUAUCUACCCUCGCGUGAGAUCACACUCUCGGGCAAUAAUCCGGCCAUAUUGCGUGGUAUAAUCUAUGUGGAUCCAAAGGCGAUACAAGGUUACAGGGUGUAUGCUCAAUUGACAUUGACAUUUCGUUACGGUCGCGAGGAUGAAGAAGUGAUGGGUUUUCGUUUCAGUAAUGAGGCUAUAACGUCGUUACAUCAAGUUUGGCCACGGAAUGAGGAGCCGGCGCGUGAGCCACUUAGUCCAUUGCAGGAAGCCUUAGUGAAACGCCUUGGCGUUGGUGCACACCCAUUCACACUCACCUUAACGCCACAAGCGCCGCCGAGCGUACAAUUAGUGCCGGCCAAACGUUACUACGGCGCACCGUUCGGCACCAGCUAUGAUGUGCGCUGCUUUAUAGGUAAGUGGAAAAUAUUAAAAACAGCAAACAAUAAUGAUGAGACCAGAAACAUGAAUAAUCUCACAAAUCCAAUCGACAACAAUCACUCGCUCACAAUACGACUGCCUGCUAUUGCCGGCGGCAUCGGGGCUGUCAGCGUUGGCGGCAUUAGUGGCGCACCACACAUUGUCUCGCCUGGUGGCGGCGGAGGCUGUACGGUCGGCGGUGGAUCACAGGGUGCGGUGGACAAGCCAUUUCUUUUGCAGGACGGACGUGUCGGCUUGCGGGCUAGCCUCGAUAAGGCUUGGUAUACACACGGUGAGGACGGUGCGCAAAGUGCGGUCAGCAUUGAUUUCAUAUUGAAUGUUGCGUAUAUGCCCGGUGAUGUGCGCAGUGUGUUCGCCAUUCAACAUAUCGACGUCUGCAUGCUCAACAAUGGCAAAUUCAAAAAUAUCGUCACCGACUCGGACACCAGCUCGCCCGUGGAUCACAUAGUAACUUCCGGUAGCACAUUAAACAACACAAUCACACUCAAGCCACAACGUAGUCAAACGAAAAAUUGGAUUGCGCUGGAAGACACGCUGCAGCACAACACUGAGGCCGUUGAGAUCACAGACAUCAUUGCUGCCUCGGCGUCCUCAUCCGCAGCCCUUGAUCACACCGAAUCGGGGGCCGAUGAGAACCGUCUGCCGAUACCGGAGACAGCCAUGCCAACUAUUGUUCCAGCUGCCACUGGAAAGCGUAAGUUAGUGCGAAGCGAGACUUUAGCGAAAAAUUUAGAUGACGAAAUCGAAGACCAAGUAGAGGCAGAAGUAAAUAAAGAUACUCAUUGUACCGAGGAGAGUUUGACUAAUGAAGGUGUGGACCUGGAACAAAUGUAUAUGGUGCAAAUAUACUCACAUGGAGCGGUGAGUACUGAGGAAGAAGCGUUGGUAUGCCAGCAAGAGGAGACAGAAAAAUAAGUGAAGGAAACUAUACAAUGGAAAAGCCAGAGGAUGAUAUGAAGCCACAAGGUGAACUAGAAAAUGAUGAUAAAGCUGCUGCUGUGGAGAUGGAAAAGGUGAAGCCGAUCGCGGUGAAGACUCCAAAAAUCGUUGAGCAGCACCUUCGUCUCUCCUAUGUGUGAUGCGGGUUUUUGCGUGGCGCCAUGAUUUUUAAAUGAGCACCAAUCUAUCGAUGAAGCUUAGUCGCCGAAAAAGAGCGCACAUGCAGACUACAAAAUGUAUUACAGUAUCUUUUGGCUAUCCACAAGGCUGCUAUUUCUUGUAGCUGAACCGCUGAGGGAGUCUUGGAUAUCGCCAGUGGUGGCGCUUUGUGUAGCAGAGAGUUGAAAGUGCGGUGUAUAUGUGAAUGUGGUUGCGCCUUUGCAGGAAUGUUGCCCGGUUCUUGAUACGUGAAAAUGGCUUGACGGAUGAAACUCGCCUUUAUCAAUAACACAUGUGGGACAUGUUUUCAUACAGUUCGAAAAAUCCUACAAAUGAGUUAGGAACGUAAUGCUUGAAGAGGGGCAAUGGUUUAGAGUAAUGGUAGUACUUUUAAUUUAUUUAAUGUAAUGUUAAAGUAAUGAAGAAAUUGUAUUGCCUAUUUAUUGAAAAAUGUGAUAAUUUAUUACCGUUAUUACGAAUUGGAGAUUGUAAAUUGUUAUUUUUAAAUAAAUAAAAAUUUGAGCUAAUUGAUUAA
Zeugodacus cucurbitae (melon fly) is the source of this 3399-nucleotide messenger RNA. RefSeq names its product arrestin homolog. NCBI's taxonomy places the organism in Eukaryota, Metazoa, Arthropoda, Insecta, Diptera, Tephritidae. Gene Ontology annotation, biological process: G protein-coupled receptor internalization; signal transduction. Gene Ontology annotation, cellular component: cytoplasm. Gene Ontology annotation, molecular function: G protein-coupled receptor binding. The record is from RefSeq and is a predicted model, not a curated record.